CGACCAAAUGAGUGAACUUGUGGGAUUGUAAAACUGGAAGCUGUAAGCUUUAGUCGGUGAUAAGAUUGCUUCUCAGUUGAUUCGAGUUUUCAGGAAAGCGUGCUGCUUUCUCAAACAAUAUAACAGUGUUGCAUAUUGUUGCAGGUAAAAGGGAUUUGCUCUACUAGUACGGCUUAUCUUAUCAAUCAUCUUCCGGUAAAGUCUUUUAAAAUAAUAAAACUGGCCAGACAAUCAACGCAAAAGUCAACGCUAAUCAUCACAAGAACAAAAAAAUAUAUCUACAUAUAAAAAGUACACUGCAAACAAAAUGGAAUCUUUCUUUCGAAUGCGCCGAUCAUCCCAUGCUCCAAGCGCCAACCAAGAACCACUCAUCGUAGUCGAAGAAUCGGAAAAUCUCGAAAAAGAAGAAGAAAUAAGCCAUACCUCAUCUCCUCGCCAAAGUUUGGAUAUUGAUUCUCCGGAAAAUCCGUACCUGCUGUCACCAUGGCGCGAUCCGCGAGAAACCCGUAAGCACUCGUUGCCAACGCCUCCAUGCACGAGUGGCAUCACAGCUAGCCAGGUUCGGCGGCUUUCGGAUCAGGCUAGAGGUCCUUCCCCGAUAGAGCAAGCAUUCUUAGCUACUCUGUACAGUUCAACCCCCCCGGCUCCCGGUGGACGGAGACACUCUGUUGUUACAAUAUGCAAAGUUCCUCCCACUAUUUUCAGUCGCAACAGAAGAGAGUCAAUAGCGGCAUUACCUGCUGGACAAAGAUCCACAGCCAGCUCACGCCGAGAAAGCAAAACAGGCCCACCGCCGUCUACAGAUCAUAGAGGUAGUAUACAUAAUUUACAAUUAGAUAUUAUGGAUGACAUAGUACAAGCUAGAAAGGCGCGUAUGAAGUUGUGGAAUACGAGCAAUGAAAAAGUAUGUGAAGUUCAAACGCUGGAUGAAGCUGGUGCUGGUUCAAGUUCACCGAUGCGAUACACAAAUACAAAUAGAAGGUUUUCGGACUUUGUGGGCACUACAUUACCCCCAAUACAGUCUUUUAGACGCGCUUCCGAAUUGCCUGUUUCGCCUUCGGCGUCGUUAACACCAGCAACAACGUCAUCGAAACAGAUUGUUACGUCGCCAAAAGCAACACUGAAGUCGGGAAUUGUCUGUACAAAUACUGACCUAAUAUCUCUUCUAUCGUCCUUAGCUUCAUCGGCAACCGAAAUAAAUAGAUGUGGUGAUAAAGAUUAUCCAACCCCUCAAACUCCUCAAUCAUCAUCAUCAUUUAAAUCCAUCACUAAACUCCCUCCAGACCAGCAUGCAAGCGGUAGUGAUCUAAAGAAAAAUCGAUCAAAUAGUUUCGAUGUUUCCCUUUACCAAAAUAUCAAACAGUUGGCCACCGGAUCAUCUUCUAGUGCUGCCGAGUCAACUGUAGAGCCUGGAUGGUUUACAAACCGGCACACACCGGCAAUGGCCCGACGAAAGUCGGUUAAGUCAAACAUCCCCACCGUAUCUUUUGCUAAAGAAGCUAUUGAUAAGUUGCGUGACAAAACAGACACCAAAACCGGUGAUUCCAAACCCAAGGCCAAAGAGUCACGAUCCCCACUGAGUAAAUUGAAAUGGGACGGUAGAAGCAUUGACGCCAAGGUUAUAGGGAGCGCCAUUGAGAAUUUUAUAACAGGGUCAAGUUCGUCUAAAAAAGCUUCAAACUCGAAGGAAACUACAUCAAAAACAGGCAAAAAAUCAUCUUCGUCUAGCUGGUUUGGCAAAACUGACGACGAUGAUUCGAAUGAUACGUGCGAUUCAUCACUUUGUUCAACUCUCAAAGAUCUGUUUGUAAAGUAAGGAAUUGGUGAUGACUAAUCAGUCGCCAAGAGAGAUUGCAAUAUAAUAUUCCAUUAAUUGAACGGAAUGCCAACAUUUAAGCGAUAACGCUACUGCGUACGAAAACGAACCCACCUAAGCAGUAAAGUAGCCUUGUAGGUACUACAUAUUUCAUCAUAAAUGAUCAUUAAUUCUUCCAGAUGCAACAUCUAUACACUAGGCAUCAUUUCUUUUGUUGUUUGACCAUUUCUGCAAUUUCAAUUUAUGUUUGACUUAAGAAGAUUGAAAACCUAUCUCAAAAUAGGGCAGACACAGAUUUGCAACCUAUAGACUGUUGAUCAUAAAGGCGUAAGAUCUUCUGAGCCAAUACAAUGCAAUAAAUCUCAUACAUUGAAUCAAGGGUCCUGCUUUUCGGUUCAAUGAUCAGAAAUCAUCAGCUUAUCGCCGAUUGAAGCGCGCAACAAUUCGUAAGCUACUACGAUUCGGAAGCUGCAAGCAAUUUGGUCAAUCGUUUCACAUAGCGAUGGGGCCAUUCGUAAAUAACGUGGAUUUUUUUUUUGUUUUAUGCUAUACAGUCCAGACACGAUUAACCGUAGCCCUCGGAAAACUUUCACUUCGGAUAAUCGAAUCACGAUUUUUUUUUUCGUUGUCUUAUUUUUGAUUGACGAGCUUUUGUAUGACCCCUAAACUACGUUUAAGUGAUUUAUACUUUUUUUUAAAUCCAAUAUGGCGU
Culex quinquefasciatus (southern house mosquito) is the source of this 2528-nucleotide messenger RNA. RefSeq names its product flocculation protein FLO11. The transcript is spliced from 5 exons. The record is from RefSeq and is a predicted model, not a curated record. Bases 308 to 1816 code for a protein of 502 amino acids. NCBI's taxonomy places the organism in Eukaryota, Metazoa, Arthropoda, Insecta, Diptera, Culicidae.